AUGCACAACGCACAGCACAGACUCAGGCAUCAGUUUACUGGGAGGUCUUCAGUGGAAAUGUACCGGCAGUGCCUCCUUGCUGGGUGUCGUUGUGUGGAGCUCGACUUCUGGAAUGGCCGGACUGAUGAGCCCGUCAUUGUUCACGGCUAUACACUUGUGCCUGAGAUCAGUGCUAAGGAUGUUAUUGAAAGUAUUGCAGAGUCAGCCUUCAAAACGUCAGAGUGGCCAGUCGUUCUCUCAUUUGAAAACCACUGUGGGCCGCGGCAACAAGCCAAGAUUGCGAGUUAUUGCAGGGAAUUCUUUGGUGAUAUGUUGUUGGACUCACCUCUAGAAACUUUUAAGCUUGAACCAAAUAACCCCCUCCCCCCACCAUCAAGUUUGAAACGUAAGAUUAUUAUUAAGAAUAAGAAAAAACACCGCACCCACCACCACCACCACAAAAAGAACGCACAGGGUGGAGAAUCGCAGUUCCACGUCGACCUCAACCAGACAGGUGAACCAAGACACACAGAGAUGCAGGGCAACGGAGAGAUUCCUAGACCCCCACUUGAAAAAGAGGGUUCGCGAGAGUCGUCUGAGGAGGAGAAUGAGGUUGCUAAUGGUGAAAUACCUGAUGGAGGGGCUUUGGAGGAAGUGGAGAGCUCGAGUUCCGAGGAGGAUGAAGGGCCUCCCACCCCAGAUGGAGUGCACCCCAGGGAGAGGACAAGCAGUGUAAGCAAUUUGACGGAAGGAAGUACUGCCAAUGCUGAGGAGGAAGCGGGUGCAGAAAUAUCUGCCCUAGUCAACUAUGUACAACCUGUUCACUUCCACAGCUUUGAGGUCUCGGGAAAGCGAGGGAGGAGCUAUGAGAUGUCUUCCUUCGUGGAGACGCAGGCAAGCAACUUAUUGAAAGAAAGUCCAAUGGAAUUUGUAAACUACAACAAGCGACAGUUAUCUCGAGUUUACCCUCGAGGAACACGAGUCGACUCUUCCAACUUUUUACCACACCAGUUCUGGAAUGCUGGCUGUCAGCUGGUUGCACUGAAUUACCAGUCCUUAGAUCUUGCAAUGCAGUUGAACUUAGGCAUAUUUGAGUUCAAUAACCGAUCAGGUUACCUCCUAAAACCAGACUUCAUGAGAAGGCCAGACAGACGGUUUGAUCCCUUUGCUGAAUCAACUGUCGAUGGUAUCAUUGCUGGUACUGUUUCUGUUAAGCGGUCUUGCUCCUCAGGUCGGCAGAACUCUAUCUCGGCCAAGGGUCACAUGAACACUAAGACAAGUGACGAUAAACCUGAACGGGAAAAGGAGUCUUCUCUCACUCUUCUAGAAACAAGCAAGCUUGUUAUUGAAGCAGAAUCAUUAGAAAAACUCUGGAGUGGCAAAAUUGUAAAAGACAAGAAACUGGAAUUUGAUAAGAGUUUAGAAAAAUUGCGGAAAAAGCAUGAAAAGGAGCGUCAGAACCAGAUCCAGCAGCACGAGAAGAAGAGGGGUCAGAUACAGAAGUCACACACCAAACUCGUAAAGAAACUCUCCUCCAACAAGCCUGUAGAGCCCACCGGACGAGAGGCAACCCAGGACCUUAAUACAGUGCAGGAAGAGCUGGAAAGUCGACUGCAAGAGGAGGACAAGUUGCACAAGACCAGCCUUUGUGAAUUAAGCAUGGAACACCUAAUAGCUGAGAAGAAAUUACAAGAAAAGUACCAUGACACGAUUUAUGCUGCACUAGACAAAGCAAUGAAGAUGUCUCAGGCAGAACAGUUAAAAAAAUUACAGACCAUACAUGAUAAACAAGUCGAAGAUAUAAAACGAAGAACUGAGGAGCAACACAGAGAGAAGCGAAAGGGACUUGGAAAGACAACAGUAGACAAAGAGGAAUUAAGCAGGAUAAAGCGUGAGAUCAGUAAACAGAUUGUCGCAGAAGGUAUUCAGGAGAGACAAAAGCUUACUGAUAUUCAUGAAAAGAAGAAAACUGAAUUGGAAAAACAGCAUGAAGAUGUCCGAGCACAAUUUGAAGAAGACAAACAAAAGGCCAGAAAUAAUAUUGACCUGGAAUAUGAGGAAAAACGCACAAAACUGGAAGAAGGUCUCUCCUCGUAGACUUUUUUCAGCACAGGUUGAAGACAAAUGUGCACCAGUAUUAGAGAUGAGGGUUGCUGACUGUACAGAGAACACAAAGUGCAAUGUUCCUUAGCAGUGGGCCCUUUUAUUUACGCAGAUGACAGUCUUGAUGUCACGCCCCACACCCCCCCACCCCUUCCCACCUCCCAGCAGGUUCUUUUUCCCGAGUUUGUGAUUGGCUCAGCCUGACCCCCGAAGGUCAUUUGUUAGAUUAUUACCGAUGUUAAUACUAGCUGGCACCUGAAUAAAUGAAAAGGUCGUAUAUUUGUGGGUCGUUCGUUACUAAUCAGUGUCUAGAUAAAAAACCACUAGUGCUACCCAUAUGAGCCAAAUGUGUGUUUAGAAUUUAUGUGAUUGUGGGUUUAUUAUGUACAGUGUAUUUCAGAUGAGAAUUUUUAUAUUUGCUGUAAAAUAGAAUCCUGACAGUAGAGGCAGAGAGUGAGCAUGAGAGCUCAUAUUGUUGGAAAUUAAUUAAGAAGAUAAGGGUUUGUUCAUUGGGUCAAGAACCCUUGGUACGAUUUGGAAAAGAUUCAACACAUGUGGUUAUUAGAAUGAAGGAAAAGACAUAUGAAUGGUAGAUUUUUCUGUAGUUUUAAAGUUUUUGUUGCGAGAGAUAUAUUUAUUGAUCUUAUACGUAUUUUGUAAGUUUUUAUUCUCCAGUGUACCAUGUGCAUUCGGAUACAAAUUAAGUUAUUUUGUAUGGGAACAUGACCAUUUUCCAUGCAUCUUGUAGUUUUAGCAUCAUACAAAUCUUGUCAAGUAUUUUGAUCAGGUUUAGUUUCAUGUUUUGCCAUUAGGUGCCAAUAUUUCUUUUCUUCUAUUAUGUUUCAUGAAACAUAUUGUGAUAAACAAAAAACUGUAAAAGAUGUUGAUUUUGAAAUUGAGUUCAUAUCAUCCUUCAUUGUAUCAUUCAAGUGUUUAUUGCCAUAUUCUUAAUGAAUUUUGUUGUUAUUUGUUCAUGUGGAUAAACUUUACAGUUUGUCUUUGUCGGGAAAAUUAAGUGAUUAUGCCCUAAUACAGUAUUUUUGUAAAAAAGAAAAAAUAAUUCCCUAAUUAGUUGUGAUCAGAAUAUAUUGUUUGUGAUUUCAAAGAGCUGUAAACAAUCAUUAGAGGUAUGUUGAUAUUGUCAUUUAUUGUUGAACAGUGUAUAUAGCUAUGUCAUUGAAUUUUUAAUAUGAAUAUAAUCAUUAGCAUCAGUAACAUUAUGGAUGCAAAUUUAUGUUGUAAUUGUAUUAGGUAUUUCUGAAAUGAAAAUAACGAUAACGAAGGCUGCGUUAAAACAAUUUGCCUCUCAAGUGUGGUAUCUCCUUUAUGCUUUCCAAUAGGAGAAUAUUUUGUUUUUGACAAUUGAUGAGGAGUGUUCGUGCUGAAAGUUCUCCUUGUCAGAAACGGAAAGAAGAGGCUGUACUCAGGUUUCGAUCGUCUGAGACAUGAAGAAAUGAAGGGGAGUCAUGCCUAAUACCUUGCAUAAACCCAGAUGGGAAAGAACCACUUUUAACUGAGGUUUGUUGUGAUACAUUGACAGAGGAGAGUCACAGGGAGCUAACAUUUUACGAGUCUGGGAAAUUUGUUUUCACUCUUGCCCAUUUGUAAACCUCUGAGAUAACCACUUCUCAUCAAUUGUCGAUCGCAGCCAGAUGAUUCUAUGCAGAUGUAGUGUCACCAUAGUUAUAACUUGCCUUUCUACUCCUUAAAAAACAAGAAGCUCUGUCCAAUAGUACAGGUGUUCAGGGGUCCAUUCCAUUAAAAAUAAAAGCAUGGGUACAGUCAACUCUAGUCCAUCAAAGCUUUGGUAUUUCAUUGUGAUAUGAAAGGGAAAAAAAAAACGACUAAAUAUGUAGGUCCCUUUGGUGUGAACUUUGAGCUGUUUUGGAUGAAUUUUCAAGCAGUAUCUGUCAUAGGUAUUCACUGAACUCCUUACAUAUGAAUAUGUAAUGGGAUUAGUUGGUGUACUGUGGAGUGGAAUAUAGUAAAAGUUCCAUGUUAAUCUAGUUUGUAUCACCUGUUGUGAUAGUUCUUUUUAACUAGGAAGGCUGAGAUGGGGCCAACAAGUUCCAACUGUCAGUUUUUUUGCUCAAUAAUUGUUGAAGGAUUACUUGUUAAAACUUUCCUGCUGUAAUUAUAAUAUAGAGACACUUUCAAGGACAAUAAAUUCCAUCUUACAGGCACUUCUUAGCUUUAAAAGAGAAUGUUAACCUAUUGUACUUUGUUCAUGAUUUUUCUUGGGAAGAUGAAUGGUUAAGGUAUAAAAAUGCAUUUAUGUUGUAAAUUUGUGUCUUGCAUUGUAAUUAUUUGGAUAUAUGAAUAUAUUUUCUGUAUAUGAUACACUCAAGGAUCACAGUUAAUUCUUAAAGAAAUGGUCAUUGGAAAACUCCAAAGUCAAUGAAUUGUGGGCUUUUUUCAUACGAUAGACCUUUGAUACUAUACACCUACUUUUGCUUAAAUGUUCCCUUGUUGACUUGAGCUCACAUUUUUUUUAAUGAAAGGAAAAAAAAAUAAUCUUCAAAAUAGUAUUCUGAUACUAUUGUGUUCAAGAAUGCCUGUAUGUAUGUCAACACUUCUUUUUCAUACAGAUUUUUUUUAUUUAUACAGAAUUAACAUACCACUUAUCCUCAUGAAUACAUGUUCUCAUAGAAAAAUAUGUGUACAUAAAUAACCUGUUUGUUGUCCUGUAUUUUAAUUUUUUAAUAUAAACAGAGUAUUA
Penaeus chinensis is the source of this 4801-nucleotide messenger RNA. Its product is annotated as 1-phosphatidylinositol 4,5-bisphosphate phosphodiesterase classes I and II-like. Lineage: Eukaryota; Metazoa; Arthropoda; Malacostraca; Decapoda; Penaeidae. The record is from RefSeq and is a predicted model, not a curated record. Gene Ontology annotation, molecular function: phosphatidylinositol-4,5-bisphosphate phospholipase C activity; calcium ion binding. Gene Ontology annotation, biological process: phosphatidylinositol-mediated signaling; lipid catabolic process. The transcript is spliced from 16 exons. The coding region runs from base 1 to 2076 and encodes 691 amino acids.